Molecule: messenger RNA, 1218 nt
Organism: Adelges cooleyi (spruce gall adelgid)
Lineage: Eukaryota; Metazoa; Arthropoda; Insecta; Hemiptera; Adelgidae
Exons: 11
Coding region: 148-852 (234 amino acids)
Source: RefSeq, a predicted model, not a curated record
CUUCUUUGGUUGACAUAUCGACACACCGACGUUAAGAAUAGUCGCAAGAAUAUCACUCUAACAUAUAAAGUAAAACUAGCUGUUUGAAUUCAUAUCUUUCUUACAAGUUAUAGUAUUUCAAUUGUUCCAUUAAUAUUAUUCAGCACUAUGAAGCUUCUCUGCAUUUUAAUAACACUAGCCUUUGUAAACGUUUCGCCAAUAAUGACAUCGCACUAUGCAAAUUCGGUGUACAUUACCAACAAAUACAUCAAAGAGGCGUUUGAUAAAGAUCCUGCUGGAUUGCAAACUGCAAUUUCAAGUAUUAUUAACGGAUAUAAAUCAAUACUGACAUGUAAUUUGAUGUUGGCUAUACCGGAAACAGCAAAUAUUUUCAACAUAGAAACUCAUAGUGAUCCAUUUAUUGUCAAUUUACCAGAAAAAAUUGCCAUAGAUGAUCAGUUGGCAGUGCAAGAAGCAAUAUAUCAAGCUACAAAAAUCACUGUGCCUAAACUUAGCGAGAACGAAAAUUUUGAGAACGAUUCGUUAAACACGUUUGGAGAACAGAGAAGACUUAUAACAGGAAAAGUAACAAAAAACGCACUUAUUGCUGCAAUAGAUAAAGGAAGACCCAGAAGAUUCACCAACCUUAACGAAAUAUGUCGUCUAAUGGGUGCGCUCCGAAGUAUAAAAUUCCCAGACCAACAUAUCAGAAAUAUUAAUGUUGACGAAUCUGCUAAUUUUUGUAUAUUAACAUCACAAAAUGACAGUCACAUAUACCAACGUGAUGUCGUAGAUGUUUGGGCAGUAAUUCCAAUGGGUGGUGGUACUUAUUUUGAGGACAUUAUGUAUCACAUACAAAAUUGGUUCUUGUAAUAGAGAUCAGCAAACGUAACUGGCUUUUAAAAACUGUAUUGCACCUACUGUUGUUAUUUUACUUUAAUAAUUUUUAUAUGUCGCACUUGUAAUUAAAUUUUCAUUUAACUCAAUGUAUUAAAUAAUAAACAAUUUGGCUCAGUUAUAUUUAGUUGGUACUUAUAACUGUAGUCUGUAUGUAAAUUCUGUCAUUUGCAAGGUGUCUACACAUACAUUCACAAUUCAAUUAUUUUAUUUCAUAUAUUUUGUGUUAAAUGUUUUAAUGUUUUGUUAUAAAAUAAUUAUUAUAAAUACGAAUUUUAAAUAAUAAUACUAGCUGUCUAUUAUACAAUAUAUCAUGUAUCUCAAAAAAUUAGUUAACAAUAU